Sclerotinia borealis F-4128 is the source of this 2301-nucleotide messenger RNA. The record is from the annotation of a GenBank genome assembly. NCBI's taxonomy places the organism in Eukaryota, Fungi, Ascomycota, Leotiomycetes, Helotiales, Sclerotiniaceae.
AUGUCUCAUCAAGUAAACGUUCACUUUCGUCACAUCCCCGUUAGCCCAAUCCAGAAUAUUCUCAAACCGGCUUCGAGAAUCAUUAACCUCAACCCAACGCGAAAAGUUUUAAAGAUAGGAAGAGCUUCGAAGAGUCCUAGCAAAGGCCUCCAAGGUGCUACUAAUAAUGCUUGGUUUGAUAGUCCUGUUAUGUCUAGAGAACAUGCGGAAAUUGUCUAUCGUCCAUCCGACGAUACUAUCCAAAUUCGAGAUGUGGGUUCCAUGCAUGGUACUUUUGUGAAUGGAGAGAAAUUGGGUGAUGGUUUCAGACGUCUCAACAUAGGUGCUGAAGUUGUCUUCGGUGUUGAGGUCAGACGCGGUAUGGUCAUGUUUCCAGCUUGUCAUUUUGUAGUUAAAUAUGCAGUAAUUCCGUGGAAGAAAUCCAACACCUAUGCUGUCCCCGAUUCCUCCGAAAAUGAAGACGACGACUAUCAAUACAGUGACGAGGUCGUAUUCGAAAGAGCUCAUAGUCAGGAUGCCGCAUCUAUCGAAAUGACUCGCUCUAGCCCCGCAGCAUCUAAAUCGAUUGAUGCUAUCGAUCUGACUUUGGACGAUACCCCUAGCCCUAGACUUAAGCCUACUGAACCUUCCUGCAUUUUGACAACCGAAAAACUCGAGGAAGAAAAACUAGCUCCCAAGUCGCCCGUUCUGGCUGUCAUGGAUCGUCGCCCCUCUAUGGCAGAAUCGCACACAACAAUCCAAGAACUUGGCCAUUCGCGAAACUUCACGCCCGAAUACGAGAGCGAUGAUAAUGAAGAAGGCAUGCUUUCAUCGUUGUGUGACUAUAAUUCGGAGAACGUGUCUACUGAUGAUGAAGAAGAUUCAGAUAAAUCAGAGGGAUCAGAGGGAAGCAUCUUGGGUAACAAUAUUCGUGCAACACUCGAUGAGAACCCUUCUCAUGUUCUCUCUUCGCCCUGUGCAUCUUCUCCGGGUUCUCCCCUUAUCGUUCCUCAAACUCCACCAACCCGAUUCGAGAAUGCGCAUAUUCCUGAAUCUCAUGUCAGGACACAAAUUCAUCCUUCCCAGAAGGCUCAAGUUCUUGGUAGCUGUGGUAGUGAUGAAGAAGAACAAACCGACGAUGAUGGAAGCGUAGGACUUUCCGAAGCGGAAAACGAAGGCCUACAAACCUUAAUUACAGAUGGUUUACUCGAGAACAAGCCAGCCAAGCAUUCCUUCCACUCUGACAGCCUUAUGACUGGAGAUAUAUGGUCCAAUAGGUAUCCUUCAUCUUACAAGUUUGAAUCAAACCUCGAGUUUCCUACUCCUCUUGCUCCCCCGUCAAGGUUAAGUUGGCAUUCUGAACGGGAAGCUAGUCCUUCGGCGGUAGCAAUGGUUAAAGCACCCGAAUUAUCUAAUAUGACCGAAAAUCCUCUUGAUCAAACUUCCGAGACCUCAUGGAAUCCCUUAUUGAAGAGAGAAAUAUGUACCAAAGCCUUGGGCGAUAAGACUGGCAAGCAUGCUUUCUUCGAGGCUAGAGAAGAUAACAAGAUACAACUACAAGCCCUUGCCGAUGACAAUGAAAGUAUUCAAAAUUUUCGCCUAUCAUCGUUCACAAAACCGAUUCGAGGUGUCAGAUUCGCACAACCCUUGGCUCAAUUCGUACAACCAGUACAACCAGUACAACCAGUACAACCAGUAAAAGCCAUGAAAUGUAGCAAUGAACAUGAUCAUGGUUUCAUGCUUAAUGAUUAUCAUUCUCCUGUUCCAAAGAGUCAAUUCCAUCAACAGACUGCUUCAUCUCCUCCUUACUUGAUUGGAUCUGCAGAAGAACGACAUUCCAUCCAUCCGUAUUACUUCAGCUCAGAUGCCUCGUCAGGAGCUCCAGACAGUCCAAUUUUGGAAAGACACCCCGCUAGAUCUGGUCUUCGUAUUGAUGAUAUUAUUGAUGGUGCUUCAACAGGCAGAUCGUCCAAGAGAAAGGCGGAUGAAAUUUCCGAUGACGACGUUCACAGAGAACCCUCCAACGCUGUCACAAAUGACGUUCGGAAGAACGAACUUCGAGAUUGGGAUUCUUCAGUUGUGGCAGUUGAUAACUCUACAACAUUAACAGAAGCCGUAUUUGAGCAUGCACGCCAAUUGUCUACAUCUCAAGUUCUUCCUUCCAUGUCGGCCACUGUAACUAUCGAAAGUCGACCAAUCAAGAGACUCAAGAUGAAGAAGUUCGCCGAGGCUGUAGGAUUCUUUACUCUCGGAGGAAUCGCUGUUGGCGCUAGUUUAUUCUCGGCUCUCGUAGCAACAGCUCCAGAUUUUUACCAAUUAUGA